CGCUCCGGGCUGCUGGUUAAAGAACCGCGAAUUUCAGGGAGUGGAGGAACGAGCUGGGAGGGCAGACGCGGCUCAGAGGUGAAAGCAAUGUUUGGUUUGCGAAGAGGCAAAGGAAACGAAACCAAACGGCAGCCCAGACUCGGAAGACGACUUCCUGCUUCCAAGGAAACGAAACCAACAGCAGCCCAGACUCAGGCAACGUAAGAGAGAGAGGCUGACAGUUUCUGGGAGCCAGUCCUGCAGCCACCAGCUCCUCUGUCCCCACCCGGGCGUCACGAUGGAGCUCCAAAAGACCCCAGCCAGGAAUCUGGACAAGUUCAUUGAAGACUAUCUCUUGCCAGACACGCAGUUCCGCAGGCAGGUCCGAGAAGCCAUCGACAUUAUCUGCAGUUUCCUGAAGGAGAGGUGUUUCCGAGGUGCCGCCCACCCUGUGCAGGUGUCCAAAGUGGUGAAGGGUGGCUCCUCAGGCAAAGGCACGACCCUCAAAGGCCGAUCCGAUGCUGACCUCGUCGUCUUCCUUGACUCCUUCAAGAGUUUCCGGGAGCAGUUCGAGCGCCGAGCAGAGUUCAUCGAGGAGAUUCGGAGGCAGCUGGAAGCCUGUCAAAGAGAGAAGAGGUUUGACGUGCAGUUCGAGGUCCAGGGGCAGCAGUGGGCGAGGCCCCGCGCGCUCAGCUUCGUGCUCACGUCGCCCCAGCUCAAUGAGGGGGUGGAAUUUGAUGUCCUGCCUGCCUUUGAUGUCCUAGGGAAGCAGCGACAUCUGUCAGAUGCCAUGCAAAAUAAUACUAUUGCGUGGGCUGUGGAGGAACCAGCCAGGAGGCUCUGCUGUGGUCCAGGUCAGGUGACUACAUCGUACAGACCUGACCCUGACAUAUAUGUCCGACUCAUCAAAGAAUGCCAGUCCCUGGGGAAGGAGGGAGAGUUCUCCUCCUGCUUCACGGAGCUGCAGCGAGCCUUCCUGAGGCAGCGGCCAACCAAGCUCAAGAGCCUCAUCCGCCUGGUCAAGCACUGGUACCAAAAGUGCAAGGAGAAACUUGGGAAACCACUGCCAGCACAGUACGCCCUGGAGCUCCUGACAGUCUAUGCUUGGGAACAGGGAAGCAGACAAACAGAAUUCAACACAGCUCAGGGAUUUCAGACUGUCUUGGAACUAGUCCUGAAGUACCAGCAGCUUUGCAUCUACUGGACAAAGUAUUACAGCUUUGAUGACCCUGUUAUUGGACAAUACCUGAAAAGGCAGCUCAAGAAACCCAGGCCUGUGAUUCUGGACCCGGCUGACCCCACAGGAAACGUUGGUGGUGGAGACCCAUGCAGCUGGCCCCGGCUGGCACAGGAGGCGAGAGCCUGGCUGAGUUACCCGUGCUUUAAGAAUUGGGAUGAGUCUCCAGUGGGCUCCUGGGACGUGGGACCUGAAGAAGACAGCGAGGACGACACUUUGACCUGGGCUGAGCGCGCAUAUUACCAGUGCGACGACGGAUGGCGCCCUGAAUUCCCGCAGACCGGCAGCACGCGCCAGAGGGCAUCCGCUCCCGACGCGGAAGAGAACUGGACCUGCACCAUCCUCUGAGCGCCGGCGCAGCGUGGAGGAGAGGACUCCAGAGUCGGGGGGGCCAGCCCCCUCAUUUCCUGGGCGGGAUCUUAUCGGCUGUGACUUGGCAUCAGUGCUAGGACCAGAAUCCGGGUCUCCUGACCCCUCUUCCUGCUGUUCCCCUCUUUCUCGCCCUCCCUAGGUAGCGCUGCCCGCAGCUUCAUCCCGCCACAGCCUGUUUUCUGACAAUAUUCUCUGAGAGGCAACAGUUGAGGUUUAGACAAAAGAGUGGAAACUCAGCCUUGACUUUCUUCUGUGUACCUGGUGAGAGGGUUAUGGUCCAAUUUAUUAUCAAUAACAAUAAAAAUAAUAGC
This is a messenger RNA of Equus quagga, 1899 nucleotides long. RefSeq names its product 2'-5'-oligoadenylate synthase 1-like. Bases 278 to 1564 code for a protein of 428 amino acids. Gene Ontology annotation, cellular component: cytosol; nucleoplasm; membrane. The record is from RefSeq and is a predicted model, not a curated record. Lineage: Eukaryota; Metazoa; Chordata; Mammalia; Perissodactyla; Equidae. Gene Ontology annotation, biological process: defense response to virus; regulation of ribonuclease activity; negative regulation of viral genome replication. The transcript has 7 exons. Gene Ontology annotation, molecular function: 2'-5'-oligoadenylate synthetase activity; double-stranded RNA binding.